AUGGGUAACCAUAUUUUGGAGGCUAACAUUACGCGGGAGUACAUUUCCGAAAACUCCGGCAAAAUAAGACGGGACUUCGCGUUCGCUGCGCCCGUAGUGGUGCUACUCAUAGUUGUGAUGGUGGUUUUAAUCGUCGUUAUUGUGUUGGGGAACGCACUCAUCAUCCUCGCCUUCAAGAUGGACAGGAGUUUGAGGAGGCAGAGCAACUACUUUUUAUUAAACCUAGCCAUUUCAGAUUUUCUUGUUGGGGCCUUCUGUGUUCCUGUGUACUUGCCCUACACUCUGACAGGUAAAUGGAUGCUGGGCCGGCAUCUCUGUAAGCUGUGGCUGGUCAUGGACUACCUCCUGUGCGCGGCGUCCGCCUUCAACAUCGUCCUGAUCAGCUACGACCGCUUCCUCUCCGUCACCCGAGCGGUGUCGUACCGGGCCAGGCAGGGCAUGACACGCUGUGCCCUGGGCAAGAUGGCAGCUGUCUGGGUUCUGGCCUUCCUCUUGUACGGCCCAGCCAUCCUGUUGUGGGAGCACGUGACCGGCAAGAGCCAUGUCCCCGAGGACCAGUGCUUCGCCGAGUUCUUCCACACCUGGUACUUCCUGCUCUGUGCGUCCACGCUUGAGUUCUUCUUCCCUUUCCUGUCGGUGACCUUCUUCAACCUCAGCAUCUACCGCAGCAUCCGCGAGCGCCGGGCCCGCCACGGGCCGGACCCGCGGGCCCUCGCCCAGGCCGGCCGCCAGCGCCUGCGCAUGGCCUCCUGCAUCUGCCGCGGGCCCCUGGCACCGCCCGAGAACAGGGCCGAGCCCGACGGCGCUGAGCGGCCCGGCCGAUCCAUGCGCGGCGGCAGCCAGUGCUCGCGCCUGGCGCAGGACAAGAAGAUCGCCAAGUCGCUGGCCAUCAUCGUGUGCGUGUUUGCGCUCUGCUGGGCGCCCUACACACUGCUGAUGAUAAUACGGGCCGCCUGCAGGGGGCGCUGCGUCUCGAGCCACUGGUACGAGGUCACCUUCUGGUUGCUGUGGCUGAACUCAGCCAUUAACCCUUUCCUCUACCCGCUGUGCCACAGCAGCUUCCGCAGGGCCUUCGCCAAGAUCCUGUGUCCGAAGCCGAGGUCCACGCAGACCCCACACGAUCACCCGGCCACCGCCCAGAGAUAG
Messenger RNA from Electrophorus electricus (electric eel), 1146 nucleotides. Its product is annotated as histamine H3 receptor. Gene Ontology annotation, biological process: adenylate cyclase-inhibiting G protein-coupled acetylcholine receptor signaling pathway; chemical synaptic transmission; G protein-coupled receptor signaling pathway, coupled to cyclic nucleotide second messenger. Gene Ontology annotation, molecular function: G protein-coupled acetylcholine receptor activity; histamine receptor activity; G protein-coupled serotonin receptor activity. NCBI's taxonomy places the organism in Eukaryota, Metazoa, Chordata, Actinopteri, Gymnotiformes, Gymnotidae. Gene Ontology annotation, cellular component: plasma membrane; dendrite; synapse. The record is from RefSeq and is a predicted model, not a curated record.